UACCAAUUAAAGUGCUCCAUUUACAUCCGCCAAAUUUUCAAAACACCAUUUCUUUUUCAUUUACCUUUUGCUCUACCCGUGUGCUUGUUAAUCAUGAUGGACCAAGAGGAAUACAAAAUGUACUUUUUAGAAAACAGGCUGAAAACAUUCAUGGGUUGGCCAUUCGAAGAAGGUUGCGCUUGCACCCCAGAAAAGAUGGCCGAAGCCGGAUUCCUCCACACUCCUUCAGACAACUGCCCCGACGUCGCCAAAUGUUUCUUCUGUCUGAAGGAGUUGGAGGGCUGGGAACCAGAGGAUGACCCUGCAGCUGAGCACAAAUCCCAUUCCUCAAAAUGUCCCUUCAUCAACCUUAAGAAGGAGGUGGAGGCACUGUCCGUUGAGGAGUUCCUCAAACUGGAAAAAGAGAGGGAUAAAUAUAUCAAUAACAAAGUCACUGGUGAAGCCGUCAGCAAAUUUGAAGAGGGGGCCAAACUGAUUAGAGCUGCAAUGAAGUCGGCCAGCGGUGACAAAUAGCAGGAGGGGAAGGACAAACCAAUGGAUGGGGGCGGGGGGGGUACUCUUCUUGAGUAGAGCUUUUUACCUGUUUUAUCUGUUAUAUUUUAUUUCGUGGUUUCAGUGCAAUCUUCUUGUGUUUUUUUGUUUUUACUAUUAAACCCUUCCAUUGUGUAUGCUUCA
Messenger RNA from Gadus macrocephalus (Pacific cod), 675 nucleotides. It is a transcript of the gene birc5a, whose product is annotated as baculoviral IAP repeat containing 5a. Bases 94 to 513 code for a protein of 139 amino acids. Lineage: Eukaryota; Metazoa; Chordata; Actinopteri; Gadiformes; Gadidae. The transcript has 4 exons. The record is from RefSeq and is a predicted model, not a curated record.